AUGAGGGAAGCGGAACCCAGUCAGUGUGAGAUCAUGCUGCAGCUGCUCCUCACUGCUUUACUGUUGGUUCAACUCAUUCAAAAUGGUAAGAAAUGCAGAUAAUCCACAGUUUUAUUUAGUUUCUGCAGAAGCCAGCUCAUAAAUGUACUUUCUUUAUUUUGUGUUUCAGCGGACUCCGGUCCAAUACAGGAGGCCAGAAAAGGUAAAGCUUGUUGUGAUUUCAGUCAGAUUCAGAUUUGUGUGCUUCUUUAAUGAGCAGGUGUGGGAUUUUUUUUUUUUUCAGCUCUACGAAUGGACUGGUUCUUGAGAGCGUUACGUUACAUGGAGACAAACCCAGAGACUUUGGACGGUACGCUCACACUGACAUCGUUUCAGUUCAGACUGUCGGUUUUAGAUUUGCACUCACAGGUGAGAGGACAGGUGUGUUUUUCUUUUUCUGUUUCACUCUUUUUUUUGCAGAACUGAUGGCGCCCAAAGGUUAUGUGCUGUCAGAGGGAGACAUGGUGAUGCCGGUAAGUCAAGUCAAUGUUUAUUUGUAAAGCACCUUUAAAAGACAGCAGUCGAACAGAGUGCUGUACAUGGGAUAAAUAACAGAAGAAAAUAAAUAGAUGGAUAACAAUAAAAACAAAUUAAAAACAGCAGAAUAAAAUACAGACAGUAAAAGAAUAAAAGCUACAGUGCCUCUGGUUCCUGUGUGCUCAUUUAUUAAAAGCAAGGGAGAAAAGGUGGGUCUUUAACGAUGAUUUAAAAGACUCUAAGGUCUGAGAGGCUCUAAUAUGGCAGCAGGUAAACUUUUCCACAGGUAAGAGUGAAAGUGAAUCGUUUUCUCAUGAUUUCCAAAAAGACUGUCAGAUUUGGUUCAGGUCCAGAGAAGUUAGGGCUGGGCGAUAUCGUAAAAAGUUUAUCACAAUAUGUUUUUUGUUCAUAUCAGUCGAUAUCGAUAUAUAUCACGAUAUAAAAAAUGAAAUUUAACAGUGUUUAUUGGUAGCAUGUCUUUUCCAAUACAAUAAUCUACUGCAUCUGUGAGGUCUUUGUGUCUCUUUGACGUUUUGUCGUAAGGCAUUGCUCUAGAGAAAGCGGACUGAAUGGUCGGCUGUUUCAGGCGCCAUGGGCUCCUUGCUCCUCUCGGGGUUUGUAACCUUUUGUGUUUUGCGUGCUCUGCGGUUUGGCACUGCUUCAGCUGGUGAAAAAGAUUUGAGGUAUUACCCGACUUUGUGAGAACAUGUAGUAGACAUAAUUUACAGUACACAUUACUCUGCUUCAUGUCUGACCUCAAAAAACCAAAAUACCUCCACACCACCAAUGUUUUCGUGCCAGUGUUGUCGACGAUGUCGUCAUCUGAGUCUUUAUCGUCAUUUCUGUCGGGGGUAGCACUCAUUUCUUUUUUCUCACCAACAGUGCUGUCGGCUUCACCUGUUAAAGUGCUAUGGUUGCGUGUAGCUGCUGUCUGAUAUGACGCAGUUAUUUGCUACUUGGUUCUAAUCCAGCAUGAUUGGUUCAGUACGAAGCGUAUGGUUUUGUAUAAUCUACCGAAACAUGGCAGAAUGACGACUGUCAAAGAGCAAAUCGACUGUGUUUUAUAUUGAUAUUGAGGGAAAUUAGUUUUCGAUAUAUAUCGUUAUCGUUUUAUCGCCCAGCCCUAAGAGACGUCAUGAGUUAUUUUCUCUUGUUUUACCCUCAGAGGGACAGGAAUGCAGUGGAGGCGAUUUGGCCGACUCGUGAGAUACCGUACGUCAUCAGUGAAGACUUGGGUACAGAAAACUGUCUGCCGCACACCUCUGGUCCGCAUCCUUGUUUUUAAAGAGUCUUUUAUUUUUUCUUGUAUUCUGUUUGUUUCCCAGAGAGCCGGACAGAUGACAUCCUGUCGGCGAUGGCAAUGCUGUCCAAACACAGCUGCGUGUCGUUCCACAAGAGGACAUCCGAGACAAACUACCUGCUCUUCAAAGCCAGCAAAGGGUUGAUGAAUCUUUAUUAUGUAAUGAUUGUAGAAGAAAAGGAUGUUUUCAGUCCAUCCUAGUCGGUCAAGAUUAAAAAUGUAAGUUAUUCUGUUUAACUCGAAUUUAAAGGUUUAGAUGUUGGUCUGUAAGACGUUGUCUCUUCUCCGUGAUCGUUUACAUCCAGGUUGUAGAUAAAAAAAAAACUUAAGUCCAAAAGUUACGACAAACUUUUGCAUCAGAAUUCCAGGGCCUGUCAGAGGUUUCUGACUUUGAAAUGAAAGUUUUAAAUCUGUCUCAGAGAUGUUUCAAGUUUUUCCUCUAUUGACUCUAGCUGUGCAUCGUACGUGGGCUUCAUUGGAGGAGAGCAGCCUGUAUUCGUGGGGCCGCCGUGCAUCGUGGGUAACAUCGCCCAUGAGAUUCUUCACGCUCUGGGGUUCCAUCAUGAGCACACGAGGACUGACCGUGAACAGCACAUCUCUGUUCUCACUCAUAACAUCAUGUCAGGUACAUCUGAACAGGACUGAUAUCAUCCAGAAUAAAUUAAAACAAGAACAUUCAGAUCAGAUUAACAUGCCUGAGGAUAAUACGGUCUCUGAGUCUCACCUGUGGACCUGCUGAUGGUUCCUUUAGCAAACUUGUUUUAUGUUCAGUUUACGUUUCUGAGUCAGCUGACUGCUGUUUUUUUUUUAGGGAUGGGGAGAAACUUUGAAAUGCGAGAAGGUGAAACUUUUGGACUUCCCUACGACAUCACUUCGAUCCUUCACUACGGGAGGUAAAGUCUGCACAAAAACAUGUCAAGUAGGGUUGCGGGGGGGGGGGGGGGGGAUUCCGGUAAAUUUCCAGAAACUUUCCAUGGGAUGUUAAGCUGGGGAAUUUUGGAAAUAUUCCAAAUUGGAAACUUUUCAUGGGAAUUUAUGGUUAUUAACUGUAUAUUGGGGGUAAUUCAAACAAACUGUAUCGUAUCCAAACAUAAAUUUCCAGAAUUUUGCAACCCUAAUGCCAAGUUUAGUUCUUAUUUCUUCUCAGUUUGAGUCCACAAUUCAGAUUUUUUGUUUGCAACAGUGGGUUUUUCUCAGCAAACGGUCUUCCCACCAUCGUACCAAACAGUGACGUGAAGGGGAUGGGACAGAGAGACGGACUGACAGAGAUGGACAUCCAGAGAGUCAAACAGCUCUACAGCUGUGGUGAGAACCUUUUAACCUUUGAGACAUGGUCAGGCUUCUGCAGACAAAAUAUCAAGUUUGUAGAAGUGGUCAGUAAAAAUGAUGAAUUAUCUCUCCUCCUUUUUUCCCAAAGAUGUCCCAGAGAGAGAGUUGGAGACAGAGAGCGGAAGUGUAGGGAAGGAGGAGGACACGUCUUAUAUUUACAGGAUGUUGUACAGAGACCGCCAUUCUCCUAAAAACCACAGAACAACCACAGCUGCUCCCUCUGCAUCGCUGCAGCUGACGGCUGCUGCCACCAGAGGGCGCAGUAACAUCAGCUAAAAGACUGAAGUGAAGUUUUAAUCAAUAAAAGCGACAGUGCACGUCUGUUUAUUACUGAUUUGUCUGGAUUUUUAACCUUAAAUCAGACUGUUAAUAAAUACAGGUCGCAGUUUCACAGUUAAAGUCUGGU
Molecule: messenger RNA, 3551 nt
Organism: Xyrichtys novacula (pearly razorfish)
Lineage: Eukaryota; Metazoa; Chordata; Actinopteri; Labriformes; Labridae
Source: the annotation of a GenBank genome assembly